AUGCAGGACAUUGCGAUGGUUCCGUUUGCACUGAAAAUAGCUGAGGAGGGUUUUGCGGUGGUUUUGUUUGACUAUAGACAUUGGGGUGUAUCUGAGGGUAUGCCUAGACACGCAGCAAACCCCAUAGAAGAGAUGAAAGACCUGAAAGCGGUGCUGCAGCACCUGCAUGCAUCCAACGGCUUAGGUGGACGCGUAGACCCGAAUCGUAUCGCUCUGUAUGGCGCCUCUCUAGGUGGGGGGCUUGUGCUGGCUACUGCAAGCAGUCUUGCACAGGAAAACAACAAAAUUAAAAACAGCAUCAAAGCUGUUGUUGCUGCUAUUCCACUCGUCAGUGGCAGAGCUACACGCGCCAAGAGUCUCAAGGAACGCGGGCUGUGGGAGAAAGUUCAAAUUAUGUGGGCAGUAUUGAACGACCUGGCGUGGAGUGCUUUCUCCUCCGAUGCUGCAGUGUACGUGCAGCUCACGCGCCCCAGCAGUGCUGAGGGCGUCAGCGCCAUGAAAAUUUCGGACGAAGAAUACAAAAUUUGGGCUUCUCGCACUCCACUAGAAGGAAAAAAGGUUGAUGGAGCCUGGGAAAACAAACUGGCUGCGAGAACGAUAUUCUGGUUGGGGCAGUUUCAACCCGACGAAAUGGUCGUCAAUUACCUCGAGGUUCCCACCCUCAUCCUGGCAGGUUCAGAAGAUACCCUCUGCCCGAUUGAGCCGAUUCGAAAGAUGGUUGAAAUGCAUGCAGCGAAACAUGAAAAAAACAAAAUAACAUUGAAAGAAUUCCCUUGGCGCCAUUUCGAUUUCAUUUCAAAAGAAAACUUUCCACUCCUUGUGGAGAACACCGCUGGCUUCAUCAGGCAGUUCUUCUGA
This is a messenger RNA of Eimeria mitis, 858 nucleotides long. RefSeq lists its product as uncharacterized. The transcript has 3 exons. NCBI's taxonomy places the organism in Eukaryota, Apicomplexa, Conoidasida, Eucoccidiorida, Eimeriidae. The coding region runs from base 1 to 858 and encodes 285 amino acids. The record is from RefSeq and is a predicted model, not a curated record.